AGCCGAUCCAAUGUGCAGGCAGAGCUGAUCCAUGGAUCCUCACAUUCGGGAUGGAGGAAUACCUUACGUUAUUUUAUUUAUUUUAGCUUAUUUUUUACCCUUCAGGUCCUAGAGGCUCCGAAGUAGAAGGUGACGCUUAGUCAAUGUUUGUGGGGUUUCAAAUUCCCCCGGCGUUAUGAAGAUAUCUGAGAGGCCUUCGCUUUUAAUGAAAAAUAAACGAAACAGGAGAUUUAUUAAGGAUAAAUAAAUAGGACCCUCUCUCUCUCCCCCCCGCCCUCCCCUCUUCUGGGAAAUGAAACUCGCUUUGUUAUCCUUUAAUAACAACCUUGUGUGUGUGUUUGUUUUUCCACCCAGAGAAAAAACUGCCCGCCUCAUACAUUCUCCUGAUGGGUGCCACUCUGCCAGCCUUAGCGGAAGAACUGUUGAGAGAGAUAGAAAAGGCUUUUUGCGAGACAUCUCACGGUUGAAGUUCAUCUUUGGUGCUUCUGCUGUCCCUGCUCUGGACUUGGUGGACCGCCAGUCAGUCACACGGAUCACAUCUCCCAGCGGAAGGCAGGUCUACCAGGUGGUUGGAAGCUCAGGCAAACACUACACUUGUUACGCCUCCUGCCACUUCUGCUCUUGCCCAGCCUUCAUGUUUUCUGUCCUCCGGAAGGGCGACAGUCUUGUGUGUAAGCACCUUCUCGCCAUCUACCUCAGCCAGGCGCUCGGGUCCUGCCAGGAGCUGACUGUCCCAGACAAGCAGCUGACCAGACUCUUGUUGCAGGAGGAGGAGGAGGAAGAAAGAUGAAGACCUCAGCCUGGGUUUCGAGAGAGAAUCCUCUCCUGCUCCUCCACGAACAGCCUCCGAGAUUCAGUAAGGGAACAGAGAGCCUGUGUGGCCGUCUGGACGCUGCUGGACUCCAACUCCCAUCAGCCCUUGCAGUUAGCAGUGGCUGGUGGUGAGGGAUGCUGGGAGUUGUGGUCCAAGCAGACCUGCUCUAAGAAGCAGCAGUGAAUGCUCCACAGGAGUGAUGCCUCUGUUUGGAAGAGGCCUUCCCUCUGGAUAGAAGGGAAUCCGCAAGUCCUUAGACUCCACCUCCCAUCAGCCCUUGCUGCCAGCAAUGGCCAGUGAUGUUGGGGGUUUGAAUUUGACAUUGUCCAAAGGGCCACAGGGUCUCAAGAAAGGGGCGAGGGCCUUAACCCAAACUGGGAUCAAUGAAAGAUUAUAUCCCCUUCUCUCGCUGUCCAUCUGGCUUCUGGGGGAAGCAGGUAGACGUCUACCUUGGACCUCUGAUUGCUACAUGCAGAGACUUAGGGUCACAUUACAAUUUUUGUAUAUGCAUGCAGGAAAAUGAAAGCUUUUAUGUGUGUCGGUGGGGUGGGGAGGGUUUAAAUCCUCCCAGGGCCACCAAACGUAAGUCCGGUUCUGCGUUCCCAAGCUGAAUGUGUUUGCUGAGCUUCUGUGGGGGCACAUUUGAAUGUAGAACUCCACCCUGCGCUCAGCUUCCUGAGCCAAUCAGCUUUGUUUCAAGUUUCUAGUCCUUAUUACAGGGAAGAGAAUGUGAUGUAUAUAGAUAGAGAGCUGAUACAGGCGGUUGUUUUUCCAGGCAGGGGCUGCAUGCCAGCGGUGAGCUAGGCCACCUAUUUUCCCUCUUCUCUUUGCCUCCCCUUCUCUCGCUCUUUCUCUUCCGCCUUUCUUACUUUCUUUCCCUCUCUUCCUUCCUUUCCCAGAAGGCUGCCCGUGGGAGAGGCAGAUCACUCUGACCUAAACUCAUUGCUUGCAGACAGCCUCUCCCCUCUUACCAGUGCAACCUUUUCACCCCAUCCUUCCCUCUUUCUCUCGCCCAGCUCCUACCUCACCUUAAAUCAGACUGUGGAGCUCUGAGUAUUUGCCUAGGAGAGGGAAGCCGCACGUUCUGUCCCAACACCAGCACUCAGCCCUGAAACUCACCAAGUGAUCUUGGGCCAGGCACUCGGACGCAAUGUCUAACUGACCUCCCAGGGUUGCUGUGAGGACAAAAUUCAGAGGACAACAGUGGGUGCCCCCUGGGUUUCCUUGCAGGGAAAAGGCAGGGUGCCAUUUAGAAGCCAGGUGUCAUGUGUCGCCUGUCCCAAACCACAGAACGCGCUUCCAGCAGACAUGCAGCAGGCACCCUCGCUUUUU
Messenger RNA from Podarcis raffonei (Aeolian wall lizard), 2146 nucleotides. It is a transcript of the gene ZSWIM7, whose product is annotated as zinc finger SWIM-type containing 7. The transcript is spliced from 4 exons. Gene Ontology annotation, biological process: double-strand break repair via homologous recombination. Gene Ontology annotation, cellular component: Shu complex. Bases 293 to 790 code for a protein of 165 amino acids. NCBI's taxonomy places the organism in Eukaryota, Metazoa, Chordata, Lepidosauria, Squamata, Lacertidae. The record is from RefSeq and is a predicted model, not a curated record. Gene Ontology annotation, molecular function: zinc ion binding.